Blumeria graminis f. sp. triticale is the source of this 366-nucleotide messenger RNA. The record is from the annotation of a GenBank genome assembly. Lineage: Eukaryota; Fungi; Ascomycota; Leotiomycetes; Helotiales; Erysiphaceae.
AUGAUAUAUGUCGGAAUGUCAAGAGUAACUUGUUUGUCAGUCUGGCUGAUUAGACUAUCAAAUUCCUCAUCCUGUAUUAUUGGCAUUAAUACAUGCCUCAGCGAAAGUUUAAUGCGCAUUAGCAUUUAUUUCACACUACUAUUCCAGCGGACGGCUCUGUCUCAAAUGCAGCUAUUAGGCUUCUCGAACCCAGGACCGACACACAUGUAUUUAACUUCAUAUUCCUGGCUGAUACAUCUAUUGAUUGCAUACUGGUCAAAAACCACAGUUGAUCAGAUACGCCCACACGCAAUCUCACUUUACUCGGAACCAUACAUCUCCAUCCAAUUAUUUCCACUCAAAUCUUCCAUCGACAACCUCAUAUAA